Molecule: messenger RNA, 3013 nt
Organism: Alligator mississippiensis (American alligator)
Lineage: Eukaryota; Metazoa; Chordata; Crocodylia; Alligatoridae
Gene: CDC16
Product: cell division cycle 16
Exons: 18
Coding region: 93-1961 (622 amino acids)
Biological process (GO): cell division
Molecular function (GO): protein binding
Source: RefSeq, a predicted model, not a curated record
GGAGCCGGGGCUGGGGGGACGCCGUUACCCUGCGUGUAUCCCCUCCUCCCCUCUCGCGAGACCUCGCGCUCCCCUGCGGCGCGCGCGGGAGGAUGAACCUGGAGCACCUGCGGCGGCGCGUGCGGCAGUACAUCGACCAGCAACAGUAUCAAAGUGCCCUAUUUUGGGCAGACAAAGUUGCUUCACUAUCUCAUGAGGAACCUCAGGACAUCUAUUGGCUGGCCCAGUGUCUUUACUUGACAGCACAAUAUCAUAGGGCAGCACAUGCCCUGCGAUCACGCAAGUUGGAUAAGUUAUAUGAAGCAUGUCGAUACCUUGCAGCAAGAUGUCAUUAUGCUGCAAAAGAGCAUCAACAGGCCCUUGAUAUUCUUGACAUGGAAGAGCCAAUCAACAAAAGACUAUUUGAGAAAUACAUGAAAGAUGAAAGUGGGCUCAAAGACUCCAGCAGUGAUUGGGAGAUGUCACAAUCCUCUAUUAAGAGCUCUAUAUGCCUUUUGCGAGGGAAGAUCUAUGAUGCUUUGGAUAAUAGAACCCUAGCAACCUACAGCUACAAAGAGGCAUUGAAGCUUGAUGUUUACUGCUUUGAAGCAUUUGACCUUUUAACAUCACACCACAUGUUAACAGCACAAGAAGAAAAAGAACUGCUUGAAUCUCUACCUCUUAGUAAACAGUGUAUGGAAGAACAAGAAUUGCUACAUUUUCUGUUUGAGAAUAAACUGAAAAAGUAUAACAAACCUAGUGAAACAGUGAUUCCGGAAUCUGUAGAUGGCCUCCAGGACAAUCUGGAUGUUGUAGUAUCCUUAGCCGAAAGACAUUAUUAUAACUGUGAUUUCAAAAUGUGCUACAAGCUUACAUCUGUGGUAAUGGAAAAAGAUCCCUUCCAUGCAAAUUGUUUACCUGUGCAUAUAGGGACACUUGUGGAAUUGAAUAAAGCAAAUGAGCUUUUCUAUCUUUCUCAUAAAUUGGUGGAUUUGUACCCAAACAAUCCUGUCUCGUGGUUUGCUGUAGGAUGUUACUAUCUCAUGGUUGGCCACAAAAAUGAGCAUGCCAGAAGGUAUCUCAGCAAAGCCACUACACUUGAGAGAACCUAUGGACCUGCAUGGAUAGCAUAUGGGCAUUCAUUCGCAGUUGAGAGUGAGCAUGACCAAGCAAUGGCUGCCUACUUCACAGCAGCACAACUGAUGAAAGGCUGUCACUUGCCAAUGCUGUACAUUGGACUGGAGUAUGGUUUGACCAACAACUCAAAGUUAGCCGAAAGGUUUUUCAGCCAAGCCUUAAGCAUCGCACCUGAAGAUCCUUUUGUUAUGCAUGAAGUCGGAGUGGUUGCUUUUCAAAAUGGAGACUGGAAAACUGCAGAGAAGUGGUUUCUUGAUGCAUUAGAGAAAAUCAAAGCUAUUGGAAAUGAGGUAACAGUUGACAAGUGGGAGCCUUUAUUGAACAACUUAGGACACGUGUGUAGAAAGCUGAAGAAGUAUGAAGAAGCAUUAGAAUAUCAUCGGCAGGCUCUAGUAUUGAUUCCUCAGAAUGCCUCUACCUAUUCUGCCAUUGGAUACAUACACAGUCUCAUGGGCAAUUUUGAAAGUGCAAUUGACUAUUUUCAUACGGCACUUGGUCUUAGGAGGGAUGAUACAUUUUCUGUUACUAUGCUUGGACAUUGCAUAGAAAUGUACAUUGGUGAUUCCGAAGCUUACAUCGGAACAGAAAUUAAAGACAAAUUAAGAUGUUAUGACUUUGAUGUUCACACCAUGAAGACAUUAAAGAACAUUAUUUCACCUCCCUGGGAUUUCAGGGAAUUUGAUAUAGAAAGACAGACUCUGUUUGAAAGUGGUAUUGUGACAUUGGAAGCACCACAUCAGAAGAAAACUACAGAUGCCAGUCGUCCAUUAGAAGAAACCUUUGAGAUUGAAAUGAACGAAAGUGAUAUGAUGUUGGAAACAUCAAUGUCAGAUCAUAGCACAUGACUCUAAACACUGGAACAGAUCUCAUCUUUGUCAAAUUGUAACACACUUUGUUUUUGUGGGUUUUUUUCCUCUCCUUGUCAUGGAUUUGGGAAUUUGAUAUUUUUAUAUGAAACCCAACUACUCUAUGUGUAACACCGGAAGUAAUGCCUGCCUUAAGAAUGAUAUAAUAUUAAUUCCCAAAGGUUAAUUCAAACUUUGUUUCUACAGAAUAAUCAUACACAAUGAAACAAGUAAAAUGCAUGUAUUGUUCUUAGAACUGUUUACUGUAUCCUGUGACUGCCAUUAAGACUGUGAAAGCUUAAAAAUAGUACUUAAAAUAGUUUACAGUUCAUUUCAAAUUGAGUAGCUGAGACCUGUUGUAGUGUUGUUGUGGCUGCAAAGGUUUCUCUCAUCUGUGAGGAACAUACCAUUAAUUGUUGAAAAAUAACUAGAGUUUUGAUGCUAAUAUAUUUUAGUCUUUUAAGACAGGAAUUAUUGCAACAAUCUUCAUUAUUUUGUUUAACCCCUGCUUACAUUCAGGGAGAGCCUUUUUUAUCAAUUCAAUCGAAUUUGGUAUAUAUUAAAUUAAUGUCAAAGCUUUUAAAGCAUGGUAGUGAAUGUGUGUUGUCCUGUUUAAUCACUUUUGUUCAUUAAAAUCAUACUCAUAUUUCUAUGCUAUAUUACUAGACAAUUUAAGCAGAACUGAUUAGGUGGGAAAUGUGAAUUGCACAUAUUUGGAAUAGCAAAGAAAUUUUGAGUUGCAUCUGAUUUACAAUUUUCUGAAAUCAGUGAUGCCCUUGGAACUAUUUUUAAAAGUUAGUUUGACAAUAAACACAAUGCAAGCCACACAGUACUGCUGUAGGGCUGUAGAAAUUCUCUACCUUGACAAAAUAAGUGAGUGUAAAAGAAAAAGGGAAGUGUGUGUACAGUUUUUAUGAAGUCUCUAAACCUGUGGUAUUUUACUUUUGAAUAUGCUACUUGUUCAUUGAAAAUAGUGAAGCAAAGUUUGUCUUUCAUGAACUGAGAUGCUGACUAAACCAUAAAUCAUUCAAUAAACUUAGCAAGGCCUUCUA